Molecule: messenger RNA, 6732 nt
Organism: Closterium sp. NIES-65
Lineage: Eukaryota; Viridiplantae; Streptophyta; Zygnematophyceae; Desmidiales; Closteriaceae
Source: the annotation of a GenBank genome assembly
AUGAAUCAACAAUAUAUCCAGUUUGAGAAGGAAACAGAAAAUCAGAGUACCGAUUAUGGCGACGGGUGGAGCACGGACGAGGACGAGCCGUCCGUGUUCCGCCCGGAUGCCAUCGCGUUCCCCACCCACACAGCGGAUAAUCGCGGCGCGCAGGAGCAUCGCAGCGCGGUGAACCAGUUUAGUUUCGUUGCAGCUACUGGGAGCUACGGCGACAGACAGGCCCUUCUCACCACGUGUCUGCUCCCUCACUCUCUCGCUGCCGCAACACACCCCCCUUGGCUGCCAUUGCACACAACCCACAUUCCCCCUCUGCCUGCUCCUGCUGCCGAUGCUUCUGUUGCUGCUGCCGCAACACCCUCCCCUUUGCCCGCCGCUGCCCCUUUACCUGCUCCACCAUCACCCACCCUCGUUGCCGCACCCGCGCCCGCUUCCCUCUCUAUCCCCCCCCGCGUCCCCACCCCUCCUCUGCUCUCCGUGCAAGCCCCCCAUCUUCCCCAGCUAGCCGCUGCAACACCACAUGCCAUCCCAUGUGGCCCGGCAGUGCCAUCACCACAUGGAGUACCUGUCAAGGUCCCGCACUUGGCAGCAGCGCCACACCACCCCCCUCACAGCACCCACCUUUCCUCCGCCUCUGCUGCUGCUACUGCUGCUGCUGCUGUCCCGAUGGUCCCUCCGCCCCCCCCACCUGUCCGCGCGUCACUCUUGCCUCAGACUGCACUGCCUGCUGCCUCUGUGCUCGCACAUGCCCGCUCACAGCAGCAAGCACACGCAGAGGGGCAAGUGCACUCCCCGCUGCCCACCGCCCUCCCCCCCACCCGCGCUCGCACUGCCACUGCUGCCUCUGCUGCCGCCGCUAAGGGUGCUGUCGCUGCCCCCCCACACACAUGCACGCCUUUGCGCAAGACAUUCCCCCCAUCCCUCUUCCUCCCUCGCACCGACCCUCUCGAUGCCUCUGCCCUCCCCUCCCCCACUCCGCCCUCUCCCCCUGAACGCACCGCUUUCCCCCCGCAGCAACCACCUUCCCCCCAACCCCGCCUGGCGGGGGAUCAACCCCCUCUCAACACCCCCCUGCAAGCCCCUCCUACUAAAGCCCACUCCGCUACUCCUCCCCACCUGCAAUUUCCCCCAGGCUUCCCUUCCCCAGUAGAACCCUCAUCCCUCACCCCCAAGCCAUCCCCCGUGCCCCUGCUGCCACCACCACCUGCAUUCCCACGCCCCCUUACAGUCACAUCCACUACGCCUUUCCCUUCGCCUUUCCCCCCGCCCAUUGCCCCUGCUCUGCCCUUCCUUGCCGCUCGCCUGCCGCUCCCCUUCGGCCCAUUCCUCCGCCCACCCAUCCCCGCUGCUGCCCUCUCUCUCCCCAUCGGCCUCUCUUCUCGCCUCCCCCUUGCCUCCCUCUCUUCGCCCGCUGCUGCCGCCGCUGCCGUUGCUGCUGCGGCUUCCAUUCCUGCUGCUGCUACCGAUGGUAGUAACACAGGUGUUGCUGCUGUUGCUGGUGGUGCUGGGGGUGACAGUGGUGCCAGUGUGGGGAUGGGGAGAGGGAAAGAGGAAGAGAGGGAUGAACAGAAUCUGGGGAAACUGAAAAUGGAAGGCGAAGCGGAUGAAUCAGCUAGAAAGAAUGACAGGAAAGGGGAGGAGCACAGGGCAUUGGAGGUCGGGGAGAAAGCAGAGGGGCAAGAUGAGGCAAAGGGCGAGGAAGGGGUGGGGUUGGCACCAAUGAGCGCUGCUGAUACAAGCAAGGUAGACGUACUCACUGAUAGUGAUGUGAAGGCAGGGGUGGGCAGGCAGGGGGAGUUGGAGACAGCCAGUGGUGCUUCUGCGGAGGGCAUGGAUGUGAUAGACGGGGUGAGUGGAGGAGAAGCGCGGGGCAAGGAGGAAGAAGCCAAUGACCAUGCCGCAGCAGCUGCUGCAAGUGAACCAAAGCCUCAGCAGCCAUCAGAACCGUGCUCAGAGUCCCAUCGUGAUGAAGACGCGGACAUUGCACUGCCUCAUCCGGGCAUACCCGCCACGAGCUCCCACCCUGAAGCUGUGAGUGCAAACCGCACUCUUUCUCCCCCUGCUGCUCCAGGGGAGGAGUUGGUGCGUAGGAAGGCAGAGGGUGCAGGUGGCACGGCAGGUGGUGUGGGUGGCGUUGCAGAGUCUGCACGUGGGGCAGCAAGAGGGUUUGAUGCGUGUGUGGGGGAGCCUGAUGAUGCGUGUGUGGGGGAGCCUGAUGAUGCGUGUGUGGGGGAGCCUGAUGAUGUGUGUGUGGGGGAGCCUGAUGAUGUGUGUGUGGGGGAGCCUGAUGAUGUGUGUGUGGGGGAGCCUGAUCAUGCGCCACUGCGGCGGCUAGACUUGGACCCCAGGCGCAGAGAGGUGGGUGCUGAGGGCGACUUGGAGCCUGCUGUUGUUGCGGGUGGAGUGGGAGGGAAGGGAGGGGGAGAGGAGGAAGAGGAGAUGAAAGGAGAGGAGGGAGGACGUGAGAGCGAGCAGCAGCAGGAGGCGCAGGAAGGGGAGAAGGAGGGGGAGAAGGAAGGGGGGGAGCAGCAAGAGCAGCAGUUGGAGCAGCAGGAGGGAGAGCAGGAGGGGGAGCAGGAGGGAGAGGAGCAGGAGGAGCAGCAAGGGGAAGGUGAGGGUGGAGGGGGGGUGUCAGCACGUGCCUCUGCUGCUCUUGCUGCAGCUCUGCUCGCGCCCCCUGCCCCCCACCACGCCCCUGUGCGCAGCGGCCGCAUCUACACACGCCGCCGCGCGCGCUCUGACGCCCGCAGGAGUGCUGACCGCUGCAGCACCUGGGGUCGAGGGGGCACUGAUCGCACUGGCUCAGGGGGGGAAGCGGGGGCAGGUGGGGGAGGGGUAAGUGUGGGAGAAGUGGGGAAGGGAGGCAAGGAGGUGGAGGAGGAAGCUGGACAAGGGGAGGGGGAGGAUGGGCGGGGGGUGGGGGAAGAUAUGCACAGCAACAGCUCUGGGGAUGGCGAGGAGGGCACUGGGCAAGCGGCAAGCGGUGACGGGGGCAAGGGGCCAGGAGGGGGAGGAAAGGGAGGAAGGGGGGGAAAGGGAGGGGCAGUGAAGCUUGACGCGGUGAGAGAGAGGCUGGUGGGGCGGGUGGCCAAGGGCAGGCGGCGAGGCAAGGGAGGAGGGGUAGCGGGGGCGUUGGGGCAGCAGCUGGCAGUGCGGGCGGCGAUAGCAGAGCGAGCAGCCGGCAGGCCUAGCCUGGCGUUUGGUGCAGAAGUGAGUGUGGAGGGCACGGGCGUCGGUGGGGGGAGAAGCAGAACCCUGGCAGAGCUGGUCGUGCCAAGGGGAAGGGGGGGCGCGCGGGGGAGAGGCAAGGGGAGGAAGAGGGGGGACGGAUGUGGGAAGGGGAAGGGGGAGGGAGAGGGGGAGGGGGAGGGGGAGGUGCGGGUGCUAUGGCUGGCGGAUUCCAGUGUGGCUCCGCGCCCCUUGGGGGAUGGGGAGGGGGGCGAGGAGGAGGAGGAGGAAGAGAGGGAGGCGGGAGAAGGGGAGGAUCAGAAGGGGGCAGGGGUAGUGGGAAGGCAGGGUGUGGAAGGUGCGCGGUUGGGCAUUGGCUUGGUGGCAGGCAGUGGGAGAAAGAGAAAGGGUGUUGGCGAGGGGGAGGAGGCGGGGGAAGAGAGUGGAGGAGAGGAAGGGGGGAAGGGAGAUGGAGGGGGCGUGGGCGACAGGGAGGUGAAGGCUGGAGGGCACCAGGGGGAGGAGGAGGGGGAGCGGGACAGGGAAGGAGAUGCAUCAGGCGGGGAGAAUGCCGGGGAAAAGGCUUUCGGGGGAGCAGAGGAGGGAGGGAGUGCGAGCGUGAUUGCAAGUGAGUGGAAGGGGGGCAAGUGGCGGCGGUGGGAGCCGGUGGUGUCACGGGGAGGAGAUGGCGUGGUGGAGGUGCGAUUUCGACAGCUGCUGGCCGGCACCUCCUCUGCUCCCUCUGCUUUUCUCCCUGCCCCACCCCCUCCUGCUGUGGCUUCUGCUGAUGACGCACCUGCUACGGGUGCUGAUGGCACAGCAGCAGCAGCACAUGCGCUCUUGUCUCAUGGCAACAUGGCAGCUUCUUCGCAUGCGUCAGCAGCACACGAGUCAGAAGCAGCAGCACCAAGGGAAGGUCCCGCAUCAGGUGACGCAGCAGCUGCACCAUCCCUUGAGGCAGCACAAGUGGCACAAGACACAGCAGCAGCCACGACAGCAGCAGCAGCAGCCUCCUGUCUUCCACAGGAUGUUGCCUGUGCCCCUCCCUCUCCUGCUUUUGCCCUCCCUGCUGCCGCUCCUGCGGUUGCUGCCCCUGGUAGUACCUUCCCUGCCAGUGCCACGCCUGCUGCUGCUCUCGUGGCUGCAGCAUUGAGUCGGGACAAUGGAAGUGGGGACGGUGUGAGUCGGGGAGGUGCAAGUGGGGACGGGGCUACAGGGCCCCGUGGUGUGAAGAGGAAGGUGGGUGGGGGUGAGGAGGGAGAGGGGAGUGCAGGGCAUGCGGGAGGAGCAGGUAACGGGUCAGGGAAAAGCAGGCGUGUGGGAGGGGAGGUGCAAGUGGGGCAAGGAGGAGGUCACGAUGGGACUGGUGGGGGUAGUGGGGCCGGUGGGGGUAGUGGGGCCGGUGGGGGUAGUGGGGCUGGUGGGGGUAGUGGGGUCGGUGGGGGUAGUGGGGCCGGUGGGGUAAGUGGGGCCAGUGGGGAGAAACGGGAGCAGGCAGGAUGUGAAGGAGACGGUGGGAUGGGUGGUGGAGGUGUGGAGAAGCAAGUGUGUGGGGACCAGGGUGAGAGCAACGGUGCGGUUGGAAGUGGUGGCGGGGACAUAAAGAUGGGCGUCGCUUUCUCACAAGACACACUUGAUGCGAGUGGGAGGGAGGGGGUGAGAGAAGAUGGGGGGGCAGCGGUGGAGGGUGUAAAGGAAGCAGCAAAGGAGGGUGGGAGAGUGCACAGUGAGGCAGAGAGGCGGGCACUGGAGCUGCUAGCGAGGCGUGGUCUGGGGGAGGCGGACCUGAAGGCGCUGGGGGAGAUGCGACUGGGCGUGCCAGUCAACCUGCACAGCCGCGUCCCCACACCCAUCCGCCAGGUAUGCCCCUCCGCCAGGUAUGCCCCUCCGCCAGGUAUGCCCCUCCGCCAGGUAUGCCCCUCCGCCAGGUAUGCCCCUCCGCCAGGUAUGCCCCUCCGCCAGUCGCUGGUGCCCUUUGCGUUCACAUCGUUGUCCUUCACACCAUUCAUUAACGCCAUAACGGCCUUCCCCUCUCUUUACCACCUCUCUCCCCCACCUUCCCCCCAUUUCCUCACUUGUUCCCCCAUCCUCCGUCCAUCACGAUCACCACCACCGCAGAGGCACGUGAGUCUGUGGGUGAACCACCAUCUGAGGGCCGUCCCAGCAAGUGCCAUCGGGCGCAACAACGAGACGUGGGCAGCGAUAGCAGCGGGGGUGGCAGCAGAGAGGACGCUCUUCACCCAGGCGCCCAACAAGCGCGCCUACCUCUCCCUCUCCACCCGCGCCCUCGCUUCCGCUCCCACCAACCUCAACUCUCCGUCUCCCUCCUCCAUUCUCGCCGCUGCUCCCGUUGUUGCUUCUGUGGGUUCUUCAGCCGGAGCUGCAUCGUCCCCAACCAAAGCUGCAGGUUCGGCAGCUAGCUUUGUGGAUGAGGCUAGGCCGAUUUCCAUAGCUGAUGCCUUGGCUCGGGCAUCGGUGGCUCGGGCCCUCCGAGCCACAGGCUUGGAUGGGCCGUCACCUCCGGGAUCUCCUGAGAGGGAGGAUGCAGGACGGGAUGGGGGGAAGCAGGGGGACGGAGGCAGUAGUGCGAGCCCUGUGGUGCCAUCGCAACCUGCUGCUGCCGUGCACACAGGCAGGGGGCGUGACAAUGUGGAGUGUGAUUCUAAAGUGGGUAUAGGAAAGGGCGAAGGGGCUAAGGGCAGCGUGCAGGGAGAGCAGCAAGGAGGGGGGGCAGAGAUACGGAGAGCAGCAGGCAAGAGUACCGGCGCAGCAGUGGGCGAUGGUGGUCAGAAGAGCGAGCAGGGCGAGCAGGGGCGGGUGGAAGGCGCAUGGCAGGGGGGACAGGAGGGGCUGGGGGAGAGGACGCAAGUGGGGGGCGGGGCGAGUGGGGCAGCGAUGGUGGAGGCAGUGCCAGCCCCUGGAGGGGGGGAGGGCGAUGCAGGGGAGGUGCUGGAUGGGGACUGUGGGGCCAGUGCAGGUGUAUGUGGGGGAGGUGGGACCCUCGGCAGUGAGUGGAGCGAGGGGCGUGCUGAGAAGGCCUUUCCUGUGGGGCAAUUGGGAACAGUAGCUGCUCACACGUCUGCUCCUCCUCUUGCUGCCACUGCUUCUGCUGUUGCUGUUUCUGCGGCUGCCGGUGGUGCGGGUGGGAGUGGCAGUGAGGGGGCAGGAAGGGGUGUGGUGGGCGAGGGGGGAGGCGGGCCGAGCAGCAGCGCCGCACUGCCAGCUGGCAGCACCGCCGUGCCAGCUGGCAGCACUGCUGAGUCAGCCCAGCAGGGACACGGGAGGAAAGACCCCGUUUUAAACCAGGUGGAGGUGUUUAUCCGCGAGCAUCUGCGCCCCUUGGAGCGCAGCGGAGUGAUAAGUGCAGAGCAGCGGCGCUGGGUAGCGAGCAAGGCGGCGGGGAAGGUGAUGGAGCGGCACGGGGGGGCGCGGUCAGCCGCCUUCCUCGUGAAGGAGGGCGAGGACGUGCGGCGCCUGGCAGAGCGCUACCUGCGCACCUACCACGUGCGCUUUUCUAAUGGGGGAACCGCACCCACAUCCUCCUCCUCCUCCCCACCGGCUGGCUGA